GUCAUAGCAUGCCCCGCCCUAACCCCUCCUUUCUGUACUCCUGGCUCUGUUCGCGCAGUAACAAAUGAAGUGCGCGCUGCGACACCUCCCAACUCUCCGGGCUCGGCCGCCAUUUCCUCGCCUUGCCUAACGGUCCGGCCAAUCCCAGCGCGCAUCCAGAAGGACUGAAGUUCCGCCAAUCGGAGACGUCUGAUCCGACCCUUUGCCUCAGCGCGACCCAAUCCAGGCUCCAGCCCCUCGCCCCCGGCCCGCCCCCGCGGCGCCCUCUCUCCUCCCUCUUUGUGCGUCUCGCGCCGCCGCCGCCGCCGCGUGAGAGGACGGGCUCCGCGCGUUCCGCGGCAGCGCAGUCGGGUCCCCUCCCCCCGGAAGGUUCGCUAAGGAGAAGCCGCCGCUGAGGAGGAGCCGCUGGUGCGGGUCUCCGGGGGGCGCCAUGGCUACCGGAGCGAACGCCACGCCGCUGGAUUUCCCAAGUAAGAAGCGGAAGAGGAGCCGCUGGAACCAAGACACAAUGGAACAGAAAACGGUGAUUCCAGGAAUGCCCACAGUUAUCCCCCCUGGACUUACUCGGGAACAAGAAAGAGCUUAUAUAGUGCAACUGCAGAUAGAAGACCUGACUCGUAAACUGCGCACAGGAGACCUGGGCAUCCCCCCUAACCCUGAGGACAGGUCCCCUUCCCCUGAACCCAUCUAUAAUAGCGAGGGGAAGCGGCUUAACACCCGUGAGUUCCGCACUCGCAAAAAGCUGGAAGAGGAGCGGCAUAACCUCAUCACAGAAAUGGUCGCUCUCAACCCUGAUUUUAAGCCACCUGCAGAUUACAAACCUCCGGCAACACGUGUGAGCGAUAAAGUAAUGAUCCCGCAAGACGAAUAUCCGGAAAUCAACUUUGUGGGGCUACUGAUUGGGCCCAGAGGGAACACAUUGAAGAACAUAGAGAAGGAGUGUAAUGCCAAGAUAAUGAUCCGGGGGAAAGGGUCUGUGAAAGAAGGGAAAGUUGGGCGCAAAGAUGGCCAGAUGUUGCCAGGAGAAGAUGAGCCACUUCAUGCCCUGGUUACCGCCAAUACCAUGGAAAAUGUGAAGAAAGCAGUAGAACAGAUAAGAAACAUCCUGAAGCAGGGUAUUGAGACCCCUGAGGACCAGAACGAUCUACGGAAAAUGCAGCUUCGGGAGUUGGCACGCUUGAAUGGAACCCUUCGGGAAGAUGAUAACAGGAUCUUAAGACCCUGGCAGAGCUCAGAGACCCGUAGCAUUACCAAUACUACCGUGUGUACUAAGUGUGGAGGGGCUGGCCACAUUGCUUCCGAUUGCAAAUUCCAAAGGCCUGGUGAUCCCCAGUCAGCUCAGGAUAAAGCACGGAUGGAUAAAGAAUAUUUGUCCCUCAUGGCUGAACUGGGUGAAGCGCCCGUACCAGCAUCCGUGGGCUCCACCUCUGGGCCUGCCAGCACACCUCUGGCCAGUGCACCUCGGCCUGCUGCUCCUGCCAACAACCCGCCACCACCGUCUCUCAUGUCCACCACCCAGAGCCGCCCACCCUGGAUGAAUUCUGGCCCUUCAGAGAGUCGACCCUACCACAGCAUGCAUGGAGGUGGUCCUGGUGGGCCUGGAGGUGGCCCCCACAGCUUCCCACACCCAUUACCCAGCCUGACAGGUGGGCAUGGUGGACAUCCCAUGCAGCACAACCCUAAUGGGCCCCCACCCCCUUGGAUGCAGCCACCACCACCACCGAUGAACCAGGGCCCCCACCCACCUGGGCACCAUGGCCCUCCUCCAAUGGAUCAGUACCUGGGAAGUACGCCUGUGGGCUCUGGGGUCUAUCGCCUGCAUCAAGGAAAAGGUAUGAUGCCGCCGCCGCCUAUGGGCAUGAUGCCGCCACCGCCGCCGCCGCCCAGUGGGCAGCCCCCGCCCCCACCUUCUGGUCCUCUUCCCCCAUGGCAACAGCAGCAGCAGCAGCCUCCGCCACCCCCUCCGCCCAGCAGCAGUAUGGCUUCCAGUACCCCCUUGCCAUGGCAGCAAA
This is a messenger RNA of Miniopterus natalensis, 2012 nucleotides long. The record is from RefSeq and is a predicted model, not a curated record. NCBI's taxonomy places the organism in Eukaryota, Metazoa, Chordata, Mammalia, Chiroptera, Miniopteridae.